AUGGCGGGGAAUAUUGACAGCAGGUCGUCAUCAUCGCCUCCACCAAAGUUCUCUCAAUCAAAUGUGCCUUUGUUAUCAGAUGUUGCAGUAGGCUAUGAUGAUGGCGAGAAGGCAGCUACGUCGCUUUUGAGUAUAGGGAUGGUAAAACGGUCUCACAAAUUCCAUGGAGCUCCAUUGCAAACAGAUGCUUUAAUGGAAGAGAUCCUUUCCCCACAUUCUGGAGACUUUAAUUCACCUACAACACCAACGCAAUGGCCAACUUCAGCAAAGGAGCCUUUACUACCAGGCGAGGAAGGUACCCAAAUAGACAAUGGGAACGUCGAAGUCAUUGAUCCUCCACCAAAGUCCAAGGCUCGUUAUAUCAGCGCAGAGUAUAGGCUUGCGUUGUCUCAUUUUAGGCGAAUAUUCUAUUAUACAAAUAGUGAUGACAAAUUACUCCUCCUUGCGGCAGGUGGUGCUUCAGUGUUCACUGGUAUAACAUUACCUCUCAUGAAUGUUGUUUUUGGUUCACUGGUAGGCGACUUCAGUGGGUUUUAUAACCCCAACUCGGAUGAAACAAAAGAGGUAUUCACCGAAGCUAUCAAUCAAAAUGUAAUCUACAUGCUCUACCUGUUCUUAGGGAGGCUCCUCCUCGAUUACGUCGCUGUUCUGGGAUUCCGGAUGGUGAGCAUUCGAAUAUCCGCAUCAAUCCGAAUAGCGUAUCUCAAUGCCCUUUUUCGUCAACCCAUUUCGGUGCUUGAUACCUUACCAUCAGGGCAAACAGCAUCCAUUAUAACCAUUACUGCUAAUAUACUCCAACUUGGUAUCUCCGAAAAGCUUUCCAUGUUUCUUCAAAGCGUCUCUUUGAUUUUCUCGGCUUUGAUAGUCGCAUUUUACUACAAUUGGUUGCUCACACUUGUAACCAGCACUGGCUUGGUCUUUAUCAUUGCAUUUUAUUCAUACACAAUUCCACGAUUGGUAAAGAUGCUGAAGCAGGUUGAGGAAGCUGACCAAGUGUCGUCCUCUAUUGCGAGUGAAGUUUUCAGUUCGAUUAGGAUGGUUGUGGCCUGUGAAGCUGAAGGGAAAAUGGCAAAGAGAUAUGCUGCAUGGGUACAAGAAUCUCGGCGGCGAGGUUUACUUAUGUCUCCCUUGGUAGCAAUUCAGCAAGCUCCUGUAUUUUUUGCAAUUCAUGCUACCUUUGCAAUGUCAUUUUGGUUCGCCAUUAAAUUGUACCUAGAAUCCGAAAUUGCUAGCGUGUCAACUAUAAUUAUCGUUUUAUCGUCUAUAAUGACUAUUGUAAUGUCUAUUGGGGGUAUAGCAGCACCCAUCACUGCUGCCGCACAAGCCGCCGGUGCUGCGGGUAUUCUUUUCAGUAUCAUUGAUGCUCCACAGCCAAAAACAGAUGGUGUCAAGGCACCGGAUGUUUCUUCCAGGGAAGAUAUCGUUCUUGAGAAUGUCAACUUUGCCUAUCCUCUGAGGCAUGACGUGAAAGUACUUGACAAUCUCAGUGUUCGAUUUCCAGCCGGAAAGCUGACAGCUAUUGUCGGAGCAUCUGGCUCAGGGAAAAGUACCAUCGUCGGGUUGAUCGAGAGGUGGUAUGAGCUUGAUGGAAACCUCACGGAUAAUGCCAUUACACUUUUCUUCCGAAAUGGUACAAUCACUGUCGGAGGCCGAAAAUUACAUGAGAUUGACCUGAAGUGGUGGAGGUCACAGAUAGGACUCGUUCAGCAAGAACCAUUUUUAUUCAAUACCACUAUUUACAGAAAUGUGGAAUAUGGUCUGAUAGGUACUAAAUGGGAAUAUGAAUCCCACGAAAAGAAGAGGAGAUUAGUGAGACGAGCUUGCAAGGAGGCAUUUGCGGAUGAAUUUAUUAAACGACUUCCAGAGGGAUAUGACACGAUAGUAGGCGACUCUGGGAUAAAACUCAGUGGGGGUCAACGACAGAGACUGGCAAUUGCAAGAAGUAUUGUUAAGCAGCCAAAGAUAUUGAUUCUUGAUGAAGCAACGAGCGCUAUCGAUGUCAGAAGUGAAAGAAUAGUUCAAGCUGCGCUGGACAAAGUCUCCAAGAACCGAACUACGAUCACAAUAGCGCAUCGUCUAUCUACCGUUAUUAAAGCUGACAAUAUCGUCGUUAUGAAGAAAGGUCAGGUAGUACAACAGGGAACUCACGAACAGCUGUUAAUGGAUUUAAAUGGUCCAUAUUGGGCACUUGCAAAUGCUCAACAGCUGGGAAAUGGCGAGCUUCCUAGAAAAGAAAUUGAUACUCCUAGCGACCCCGAGAAACGAAGAAUAGACUCACCAACAUUUGAAAGAAUCAGUCUUGAUGCGGCAGAAGAAUUAUCCAGCUUGGAAAUGGGGUUCCCUGUAGCGAAGCCAAAAACUCCCCUGGGAAGCUUUAUACUUUUUCUUUGGGAACAAAAGCCACGAUGGGUAUGGUAUACAAUAAUGUUUCUAAGCUCUUUGGGCGCCGGUGCUUCAUUCCCAUUACAUGCAUUUCUAUUUGCAAAACUCAUUUCGCUAUUCAAUUUAUGGGGACAAGCUCUCCAAGUCCAGACCAAUUAUUGGUGCUUCAUGUUUACGUUGUUGGCCAUCAGUGUGGGUCUCAGUUAUUAUGCCCUCGGAUGGUCUUCAAACACGGUCUCAUUCAAUAUCACAGCUACAUAUCGCCAAGAAUACUUUCAAAACGUGCUCUCAAAGCCUGUGUCAUACUAUGAUGAAGAGGAGAACUCCGUGGGCAGUUUGACAGCUAGAAUGGCGAGUGAUCCUACUCAACUUCAGCAGUUACUCGGAAUCAACAUGGCAAUCGUGCUCAUCUCUAUGUUUAACAUAUUUGGAUCUGUGGCAAUGUCCUUUUAUUUUGGAUGGAAACUCACUCUAUUGACAGUGGUGACGACGAUGCCCAUCAUUCUAGCCGCAGGAUUUUUCCGACUUCGAUACGAAACCCAAUUCGAGAAAAUGAACAACGAAGUAUUUGCCGAGAGCUCAAACUUCGCUACUGAAUCUAUUGGUGCGUUCCGGACAGUAUCAGCUCUUACUCUAGAAUCGGAGAUUUGCGGACGAUACGAGAAACUUUUGCGAAAUUAUACCAAGAAAGCUUUCCGGAAAGCUAGAUUCUCAACCUUUAUAUUCGCAAUGAGCGAUAGCAUCGCUAUACUAUGUAUGGCAUUUGUUCUCUGGUAUGGCGGCCAGCUUCUGGCGGACCAUGAGUAUACACCUUUUAAUUACCUAGUUGUAUACUUAGCCGUUGUACAAGGGAGUACCACCGCAGGCCAAUCUCUAAGUUUCGGACCAAAUGUGGCGCAAGCUUUUGCAGCAGCAGAUCGUAUCCAUGGCAUGAGACCUGGAGAUAAAAACGAUAAUGAGUCAGUGCUUUACGACUUUGCAGAUGCUCACGAUCCGGAGAAAAGCUCUCGCGGAGUCAAAAUUGAGCUCAAAAAUGUCUCUUUCAAGUACCCUACUCGUGAUGUUCCAGUGCUCAAUGGACUUGACAUAAUUAUUGAGAAGGGGCAAUUCGCAGCUAUUGUUGGACCAUCUGGAUGCGGCAAAACAAGUAUUAUAUCCCUACUCGAGCGAUUUUAUCAAAUCCAGAGUGGUCAAGUUCUCUACCAAGACACGAAUAUCAACGAUAUCUCUCUUGAAGAAUAUCGCAAGUUCAUUUCGUUGGUUGCGCAAGAGCCUUCCUUAUUUGAAGGUUCGAUCCGCGACAACAUUCUCCUGGGCGUCUCAGACGAAGAAGAGGUAUCAGACACCGUACUCCAUCAAAUCUGUCGCGAUGCAGAGAUCCAUGACUUCAUAUCCUCACUCCCCGAAGGUUACAACACUGCUGUGGGCGCUCAUGGAGUCGCACUAUCGGGUGGUCAAAAACAACGAAUUGCUAUUGCACGCGCUUUGAUUCGGAAUCCAAAAUUGUUGUUGUUAGAUGAAGCGACGUCUAAUUUAGAUUCUGAGACGGAGAGGAGUGUGCAAGCUGUAUUUGAAAGGACCGGAAGGGGAAGAACCAUGAUUGUUGUCGCGCAUAGAUUGGCGACUGUUCAAAAUGCAGAUGUCAUUUUUGUUCUAGGAGAAGGGGGAAAUGUGGUGGAAAGAGGAAGUCAUGGACGCUUGUUGGGAAUGAGAGGGUUGUAUUGGCAGAUGUGUCAAGCGCAAGCUUUAGAUCGAUAG
Messenger RNA from Botrytis deweyae, 4140 nucleotides. RefSeq lists its product as uncharacterized. Gene Ontology annotation, molecular function: ATP hydrolysis activity; ATP binding; ABC-type transporter activity. The coding region runs from base 1 to 4140 and encodes 1379 amino acids. The record is from RefSeq and is a predicted model, not a curated record. Gene Ontology annotation, cellular component: membrane. The transcript is spliced from 12 exons. Lineage: Eukaryota; Fungi; Ascomycota; Leotiomycetes; Helotiales; Sclerotiniaceae. Gene Ontology annotation, biological process: transmembrane transport.